Molecule: messenger RNA, 2790 nt
Organism: Apiotrichum porosum
Lineage: Eukaryota; Fungi; Basidiomycota; Tremellomycetes; Trichosporonales; Trichosporonaceae
Exons: 2
Coding region: 1-2790 (929 amino acids)
Source: RefSeq, a predicted model, not a curated record
AUGGGCCACAAUGCCACAAAGUUGGCCCCGGUCGACGAGCCGCAAGGAGGUCAGGCCAAGGAGUCACGACGAGACCGUGAACGACCAGUCGUCGCGCCGUCACGACCAGCUCCUCCACCACCGGUGGCGGUAGCAGCAGCAGCAGCAGCAUCACCAGCAGUGGCAGGCGCAUCCCUGCACGCCAAUGCAUCUGCAAAGCCACUGCCCCUAACAACAACAACAACGACGACGGCAACAACAACAACAACCCCAACACCACCAUCAAGGCCCGGCCCGGCCAAACUCCAAAAGUCGGCACCUGCUCCACCCACUACCGAUGAGGUCAGCACUUCCGGUAGCAGUAGCAGUCCUGCACCUCCUCCUCCUCAGCCCAUCCGUGUCCCCGUUCCUCUACAGCCUCUCCAAUCACUACCGCCCGCCCAGCCCCACCGCCGCGGCCUGGGCAUCGUCCGCAAGAUGAGCUUUCGGACGCGCGACCGCGAGCGCGGCGGCGCAGGAGCAGUGCAGUCCGCAGCAGUGUCGGCGCAAAGCCCAUCCCGGGCAUCUGCGAUCGAUGCAGCUGCCCUCGCUUCAGCGCCAUCGGCCGUGGCGUCGACUGCGUCGCACAGCUCGAGCAACGACCACUCAACGUCGCGCAAGCUGCGAGCGGCUUCGGACGACACGGGGUCGAGCAAGCCUCGAGUCCUGAUGCGCAACGCGUCCACUGGUCACGUCGGUGCUGCUCGCCCACGACGAUCGCCAGCGCGCGCUACAAGGCGGUCUGCAGACGCGUCGUUUAAACCUGCCAACGAGAUUUUGGGUUCCAGCCCGCCGGCGUCUGGUUCUUCAGAGAUGACGCAUGCUCGCGGCACGGUGUACGGUUCGUCUCCGCCGUCCGUCGGACAGGUUGUCGACGAUGGCGUCGUCCUGAGCUCGUCGCCCCCAUCGAGCAUUGGACCGGAGCGUCGACAGCGCCUGGUCCCCCGUUCAGAAGCUGCCCGCGGACCAGCUCACAGCGCGCCGACACUGGAAGCGCGGACGCGCGUCUCGGCUACGGCGAAGAGGGAGCGCGAAUGGCGCGAAAAGCUCGCGACGCUGUCCAUCGUCUCGCCUCCCCGUUCUCCUGGCCCUGCGCUUCCUCUGUCCUCUGGACCCCGGCCUCCUCCUCGCCGCAAGCACACGCCUCCCGAGGUUGCCGACGGUGGGUCCUCGGCAGAGGUGUCGCCAACACGAGGUCACAAGCAGCAGGUCGAGACGCUGGCCAACUCGUUUGGCGGGCUUGGUCUGGGUCUCGGCGUCGACCCAUCGACGGUUGGUGCCCCCCGCCGCUCGACGGCAAGUGUGGUCAGCAGUGUCGCCAGCAGCCACGUCCACAUCUCGCCCGCGGUUUCUGCUGUGGGCCGCAACAACAACAACGCGCCGUCGGCUUCCCGCAGCGUGUCGGCGUCGAGCUACCUCGACUCGGCGAACUACUUUGACUCGCGAUCGGUCACCCCCAGGGGCUCUACGGUAAUCGUCUCUGUCCACGGUGGCGACAUGGAGCGCAGGCCGCUGUCUACCAUCAUCCAGGAGCCUGGUUCACCUGCCUCUGACAUUCCGCCGCCUUCACCAGCGUUCACGCUGGCGCUGGGCCUCCAGUCCCCGCCGACAGAGUACAAGCGCUCCGAGGCCGGCACUCCGAGCGCGUCUGCCCUGUCCCUCGCUCUGCCGCCGCCAGUGGCAUCGCCGGCCAUGUCGACCCGUGCCCUCGAGUGGACACCCGACGAGCGUGUGGUCGUGUCGCGUGCAAGCGUGCCCGACUUUCCACGUACCCCCAACUCGUCGGACAUGGACCGCGGCGACAGGACGCCCGUGGCCCGGUCGCCGUCGCAGUGCGCCAGCUCGGAGCGCGGUCUCACGCUCGACGUCACCCCGCUGCCCACUGCCCGCGCCCACCUCCCCUCGCCGGCGCUGACGCCGACUGACAAGACCAUGUCGGUGCAGUCGACACAGUCGGCCAACAACUCACAGGUCCACGACGACGUUGACGUCCACAUGAGCGGCCUGCUGGCUGCUGCGGACGUGCCCACGGACGUUACGUGGCCGGACAAGGCCGAGCACGACGCCGCAUACGCCGCGCUCCCAGACCGCACGUUUUCGCUUCCGGACCGCAAGACUUCGCUGCCCCAAGGCAUGCCACCUCGACCCCUCCCUGUCCGGCCGGCGGAGAAGAUGGCUGUGGUAUCGGGUCCCGAGUCUGCUCAGCCGAGCACGUCUGUGUCUGCGUCUGCAGCUGCAGUUGCUCCUGGCGCUGGCGCUGGCGUUGCCAGCGCACGGCGCAGCCACGCCCGCUCGUCUAGUCGCGAGGCAUUCGCACUCGAUGGCCUCGUCCGCUCCGCGGCGGAGGCGGGCAUGCCGGCCGUGCCAGCCGUACCAGCUGUCCCGGUUGUCCCAGUUGUCCCAGUUGUCCCAGCGCAGCCGGUGCAGCAGCAACCACCCCGGCCGCCGCCUGCGCAGGCCCUCCCUCCGCUCCCAGCACAUGCUGCGCGCAUCGCGAGGGACCACCCCACGCACAUCCACACCGCACACAGGGGAUCGCACCCGGCUCCGCCGCAGCCGCCGCGCACCCUCGCGCCCGACUCUGUGCCGCGCGACGUCAAUGCCGACGUCGACGUCGCUGUCGACGUCAACGCGGACGGGACCGAGACCGGCGCACCCCUCCGGCGCAAGUACGACCUGACGCCGGGCCUCGACUCUGGCCGGCGGCCGCGCAAGACGGGCCUGCCCAUGGCGGAUCUGCAGCGUUGGCUCGCAUCCACGACGACUGCGUAG